This is a messenger RNA of Colius striatus (speckled mousebird), 6012 nucleotides long. It is a transcript of the gene PDXK, whose product is annotated as pyridoxal kinase. NCBI's taxonomy places the organism in Eukaryota, Metazoa, Chordata, Aves, Coliiformes, Coliidae. Gene Ontology annotation, cellular component: cytosol. The coding region runs from base 40 to 990 and encodes 316 amino acids. Gene Ontology annotation, molecular function: pyridoxal kinase activity. The transcript is spliced from 11 exons. The record is from RefSeq and is a predicted model, not a curated record. Gene Ontology annotation, biological process: pyridoxal 5'-phosphate salvage.
GCCACCUCGGCCCGGCGCGCGGCGCGGCGCGGCGCAGCCAUGGAGCCGGAGCCGGAGCGCGAGUGCCGGGUGCUCUCCAUCCAGAGCCACGUCGUCCGCGGCUACGUGGGCAACAAGGCGGCCACCUUUCCCUUGCAGGUUUUGGGAUUUGAAGUUGACACAGUGAACUCGGUCCAGUUUUCAAACCACACAGGUUAUGCCCACUGGAAGGGUCAGGUGUUAAAUUCAGAAGAACUUCAUGAACUAUAUGAAGGACUAAAGCUGAACAAGGUCAACCGAUAUGAUUAUGUACUCACAGGGUAUACAAGGGAUACAUCGUUUCUUGCGAUGGUGGUGGAUAUUGUCCAGGAGUUGAAGCAACAGAAUUCUAACCUAGUGUAUGUCUGCGAUCCGGUGAUGGGUGACAAGUGGAAUGGAGAAGGCUCUAUGUAUGUGCCCAAGGAUCUCCUCCCAGUCUACAGGGACAAAGUUGUACCUGUUGCUGACAUAAUUACUCCUAACCAGUUUGAAGCUGAGUUACUCACGGGCAGGAAGAUUCACACAGAAAAAGAAGCUUUAGAGGUAAUGGAUAUGCUCCAUACCAUGGGACCAGAGACUGUGGUGAUCACAAGCUCAGAUCUACAGGGGCCUCUAGGAAAUGACUACCUAAUUGCUCUGGGAAGCCACAGAAAAACUAAAGCAGAUGGUACCAGGAUAACACAAAGAAUUCGAGUGGAGUCUCCUAAAGUGGAUGCUGUCUUUGUUGGAACAGGAGACUUGUUUGCUGCUAUGCUUUUGGCAUGGACACAUAAGCAUCCAAACAAUUUGAAGGUGGCAUGUGAAAAGACCGUGUCAGCCAUGCAACAUGUUCUGCAAAGGACCAUUAAGAGUGCCAAAGCACAAGCUGGAGAAGGAAACAAACCGAGCUCAGCCCAACUGGAACUGAGAAUGGUCCAAAGCAAAAUGGACAUAGAAAACCCAGAGAUCAUAGUGAAAGCCACCGUGUUAUAAAGGCUGUACGUCUCCAAUAACGCACAAUGUAUUGAUGUCCUCAUUUCUUUCCUGUAAAUUGUAAUAUUUGCCUUAGAUCUGUGACAGAAACCUGACUUUCAUGAAAUAGUGCCCAGCAUAGGCAGAUAUCCACUCUCAAACAUAUGUGCUGGCCUUGCUCGGUUUUAAAACAAAUCAGUUAGUGUGCAUUGAAGCAUAUUACCAGGUAUCAAAAUGGCUGUCAAAUUCACUUAGUCUGUGUAAUUACCCAGGGCAAGAGAGUACAAUGUUCCUGCCUUGCCAAAGACUUCAGAUGUGAAUUUGCUGGUGGAAUGCUUGACUGACUGGAAAAAAUAUAUUUCAGGAUGGCAUCUAGUGCCAAUGGAGCUGGCUCCAUGCUCCUUUUUCCUGGAGAUAUCUGGUUACCUACUCUGGUAUUCAGUAUCUCAGCUGCUAUGAAACUAAGCAGGGUUAAACUACACACAAAGUUCUGGUUGUGUGUAGAAAUACUUUGAAGAUGUUUGGCAUUUAAGUACUCUGAAGUGGCCUUGAGGUGUCGUCAUUCAUGUUACUGAUAACUGCUUCUGUUUCUUGUCUAUGAACAGCUGCACAGUUUCAGUUUCUGCAGGUACUGGCUGCUUAUUUCUAAUGUCUGUGGGUGCCCACGUGAUUUUCUUCCAAAAGCUGCUCCAGAAACAUCUUUGUUAAUAAUAUCUUUAUCCAGUAACACUGACGAGAAGGUUGUAGUUCUACCUCCAAGGACAGAUUUGACUUAUUUGUUUAGUUUUUGACCAAGGACAACCAUUCUGUAAGGAGGAAAGAGAAAACAGCUCUCACCCUGAAAACUGGAUACCUUGUUUUGGUCUUCAUGGGUGGUGGUAUUUGCAGACUCCAUAGGGCCCUUCCAUGUAACAAUAGUGAGCUCUAUUGGCAGGUUUUUAUCAAUGAAGCGAUGUGGUGAAAGCAAUAUUUUUAGUUUGAUUUAGUUGUAUUCACCAAAUGCAGUGAGUCAUCCAAAAUUAAUUUACACGUAAUGUAAAUCUCUGCAGCCUAUGCUGAUGAGAGAUGACAGAAAUACAUCAUUAUUACUGUCUCUUUAUUUCAAAAUUCUGCCUCAUAAGGCUUCAAAAUAGGAUUCUUAAUAAUUUCAGUGUUCUGUACAUCACGUCCCCUUAUUAUACCAGUAGGGCAGAUACAGUGACAGGAGAUGACCACUCAUACUUUUGUGUGAUUUCUGUAAGGGACAGAGGUUCUUGCUUCUCCCAGGAUGAAGUCUAGUGUGUUGUUAAAUCCAAAUUCAGGUGAUGGCAGCACAGGGAGGUUAAAAUUGCAUUUCUACUUACAGUGACACAAAGCAAAUUUCCAUUAGAAGAAGGGGAUGAGUUUUUCUUGAUUACCAGAGUAUGCUCAGGAAACUCAUUCUUGCCUAAGUCCCAAGUACCCUUCCUGCAUCUUCCUCAUCACACCUGCCUAACUCAUAAAUGUCUUGGGAGGCCCCAGAAGAGCUGGUAUGGAGAUUGCUUUGGACGCUUAAGUCUUUAUUUGUAGAUUUUUUGCCAUUUUAAAAAUUGAGUUCACCCAGUAGAAGAGGAGUUUAUCCCCAAUGUGAAUUUUUAGCUGAGUGGAUUUUUUUUUUUUUCCACAGAGUAAAAUUCCAAAAUUAGGACAUUUCUGAAAUCCUUCAUUUUCAGUAUCUCUGAAGCAAACGAAACUUAAGAGCUGAGCACAUUUUGCAGUAAAUGUAAGAGGCAAACUUUAGGCUUUCACUCUCAACAACUAGUAAGAAUUUUAUUUUCUCUCAUGCAUUUGGCAUUAAAAAUAAAUCCAUAUGACUUGAGAAUUUUAAAGGGGAAAAAACCCUAGAAAUGACCUACAAAACGUGAUUCUACUGCCACCAUUUUUGGUAAUCACUGCUAUGAAAUAACUUUCUAGCAAUAAUAAUUUUGAGGAUGUGAACCAUUGCUAAAAUUAGCAGUCAGUAACAGAGAUGAGCUCAUGGCUAAUACCCAGUAUUUAAAAUGCCAUGAUCUAUCUUAACAAUGUGUAUAAAUAUUUGAUGGUAAGCAGUGAAGAAGGAGCCAGGCUCUUCUCAGUGGUGCCCAGUGAAGGGGUAACAGCUAACGGGCACAAGCUGAACUACAGUAAACUCCAUUUAAACAUUAAACAAACGUAAUUCACUGUGAGGAUGAUCAAAAACUGGCACAAGUUGCCCAGAGAGAUUAUAGAGCCUCCGUCCUUGGAGAUACUCAAAACCUGACUGAAGGUGACCCUGAGCAACCUGCUGUACCUGACCCUUCUUGCGCAGCGGGGUUGGACCAGGUGAUCUCCAGAGGUCCCUUCCAACCUCAAUCAUCCUGUGAUUCUGUGAAACCACAGCAAAUUGCCUUUCUUUGCAGCACUGUGUCUUUAAAUCAGUCCAAAUAAUUAUUUUUUUUUUUCUUUCCAAGUCAUAAACUUCCACACAGGCUAGGAAAUAGCUCAGUAUUCAUCAUUUUCCCCCUUUUUAGAUCAGCUGCUCUUUGCUUGGGCAGUUGUGCCAGGAAUACAGUUGCCUUUUUUUGAGACAGUUCCUUUCAGCAAAGAUAUUUGAAUUCUUUAUCUGGUGAUCUGUCUCAACAGUCAAACACAAAAGGAAUUUAACUGUUUCUUGCAUGAGUUAAAGAAGGAUUGCAUGCCACAUUCCAGACAUAGCUAUGAGUUUAUCUUGAAAAUGAGACUGUUUCACUUGGAAUCAUAUUGUCCUUGUCAUCCUCUUGGGAAGACCGACAUACUGAACUUCUCUGCCUGUACAUGUCAUCAUCGACUUUGUGGCAUUACACUUGACACCUUCACCCAGCUGUACCCAGUUUUGCAGCUCCUAUGGGUGAGAUAAAAAGCUUUGAGACCUCUGCUGUGUCCCUCAGGUUGCCAAGAAUGAGAUAAAUGAAGCAGUUCACAUGCAGUAAAUGACGUUUGAUUCCUGCUGUCCUGUGGCUUCAUACAUUUUAUCUGGGUCUGGAAGAGGCUCCUAACGCACUGUGUUCCGUAGCCAGGGCUGUGGAUUGCCCAACAGCCCCUCCACCAGCAUUAGCUUCAUUGCCAGCCACAUAACACUGCCUGGUUUGGAAGCUGCAUGGGGCUAAAUAGAGAGCUGUAGGAUGACCAUCACCACACUAGUGCAAUGCAAAAUUGAGGUUCUUCAGUUCUUCGCAUCAAGGGAUCAAUACCAGAGAGAAGUUUAGUUGUUAGCAGCAACAAGUAUGCAGUGUCAAAAUUUGCUGUCAGAGAAACCCUACCUGUUAUAAGCAUGUGCUACAGAAAAGACCUUGUAGUAGCCAGCUUGAGACAGCAGCAUUAUUUUUUGCCACUAGAAAAAAAAUACAUAUUCAUAAGGGGAUUGAGAGAAAGGCAAGGGCUGUUUUUCUUUGAAAUACAACAGCUUGGAAUUUAGGACACUUAAAGCUACCUUGCAAAUGAGGUUUUCUCUGUAAAACCGUAAUGAACAGUAACCUUGCCAUAAAAGAGAAAGUGAUAUGUUUGUUGGAGCAGCUUCUAUCUUUCAGGUGUGAUCUUUUCCCAUUGCUUCAAAGAAUGGAUCAGUUCAGUAAUUCACACCUUCCUUAGUAUCUGUGACACAGCCAUGUGAAAAAAGAAAGGAAAAAUAAGGGUAAGGGUACCAGUGUGUUCAAUUUGCAAACAUUCAUAUUUUGCAGUAGCUGGGUUCGGUAGCAAUGGGCUGCUAGCUUCUUCUGCUUAAGUCCCUGGGAGACACUCAUGUGGUACCUGUUUUAAACUCCCACUGAUCUCAUCUUAGUUGGGUCAGAUUUCUGUCUUCAGUGAAGAACACGGCUUAACAUCUCUUGCCAGGAACAGACAUCAGAAAUGAUCUGUAAAUAUAUUCUGUAGCUAACCUUUUGUAGUCACGGUGCGCUAACAGGUGUUUUUGAAUGUCAAGGUAUGCACACAAAACACUUGGAAGAAUUUUUAUUUGAUCAGAGUUAAACAGCCCUUUUUCAUCAUUUGCAGAACAACUUUCAAAGAACUCAGCACAGUCCUAUCCAAUCUUUUAUUCCCCCCUCCCACAUAAAAUAUCUGUAUCUGUUUCUGAGUUCCUGCUGUCUUUUCUGAUGCAGCUGGGAAGUGUCUCAGACAGCUGCCCACUAUUUAUUAAGGGCUCGAGGGAAACUUACCAGAGUUGUCUGGUCCACUUGCAGAUCCUUAGGUAAAGAAAAACGGUGAAUCUAAACUAGUUAAAGUCCCAAUCGAUUACGGAAGAAUGAGCACUUUAGUCCAGAGACUGGAGUCAAUAAGUAAUAGAUCAUCUUCCAUGGCUGUCCUAACAGCAUGACGGGUGUCUGUAACACAGUUAGGGACUGCUGACUUCAGUGCCACAUGUGCUCCCGUGUGUACCUGUGAGGGCAGCAGCAAAGGGCACUUCUGGUGCUGAAGCCCGUGUGUGCAUGGGAGCGGUGAAUGAUUUGGCUUCCUGUUCAGUCCGACUUCCCCACCAUUCUCUUUUCUUAUUAGAAGUAAUUUGUGUUGGAUCCCGUUUUUCUUUCUGGAAUGAACUUUGCGGUGUAUGUGAUCAGCCAUUUUGAUUACUGCAGGUGCAUUCAUUUGCAGAGCCAUCGGGCGGGAGGGACCACAAUUUGCUUACAAGCAAUCUCCUCUAUUCUGGGCCUGGAUUAGUCUCUACGUGCUUAAGAUUUCCCACAUACCUCUUUGGGAGACACGCAUAAAGACAUUGUGCUGAAAUCAAUGCUAUUCACACUCGAUAGGAGCAUUUAAGAAAUCUACAGUGUGAAUUGUUUAUGUUUGUUUGCUGAUUUUUAUCCUAAGUGGGAGAAAUCUGUAAUCAAUGUGUUACACAAAAGAAUCAAAGGACCAAGGUUCCCAGCUACUCAUACUGCCUUUUUGAGUAUCUUCUCCGUGUCUUGGUUGGAUGGUGUUCAUUUGUUGUCUGAGACUGUUAUGGUGAUUGUAUUGAUUUAUUUUAUUUUAAAAUAUGUGGCAAGGAAGAUUGUAAUAAAAGCAUCUGCAUUUAAUAUACUGUGCACACACAAA